UGUUUCAGUUCCUGCAACAUGGGCUAAAAUCAGCGAGGACAAUAUCAAGUGCUCUCAACAUGCAAGGGCCAACUCUGUCAAGCUCCGAGAGGUUGCCGAGGUUGGACUGAAGAGCACAUUCGAGGAGACGUGGAAUCAUUUCAUCACUACCAACUUGGCCUUUAAUAAUUGUAUUGCUGAAGUAGCUGAUGCAAAGAACAAACUCCAAGCAGAACUGGCCAAGAUAUUUCAGGAAACCUUCCAGACAGAAGAAACCAUCAUGUUACUGGAGAGAUCCAUAAAGGCAAAGGAGUACUCACUGAGAGUGGCUCAGACCCGCCUGGAGGGAAGAACUAAAUGACCCAACAUAGGACUUUGCCGUGAUGCACCUCAGUUUCAGCUUGGCAGUGAAGUUUAAACUUUAGACGACACCUUACAGACUUUAAAGUGACAUCUGAAAGAAGCCCAUGAUACCCUGCAGAUACUAAUCCUCAACAAAUCAAAGCUGGAGCAUGAAAUUUAUGUGAAGACAAACUCCUCCUUCAUUGACAAGAAGUGUAUGGACAUGCGCAAAGUCUUCCCCAGCACCCCACAGCUCGUUGGCUACACUUGA
Cariama cristata (Red-legged seriema) is the source of this 592-nucleotide messenger RNA. Its product is annotated as tektin-5-like. Gene Ontology annotation, cellular component: nucleus; microtubule cytoskeleton; sperm flagellum. The annotation marks the transcript as partial. Lineage: Eukaryota; Metazoa; Chordata; Aves; Cariamiformes; Cariamidae. The transcript has 3 exons. Gene Ontology annotation, biological process: cilium movement involved in cell motility; cilium assembly. The record is from RefSeq and is a predicted model, not a curated record.